AUGGACGUGAAGGACAUUCUUUUGUGGCGGGAUGUCAAAGUGUCGGCCGUUGUGUUUGUCAGCGGUUUCGUACUUUUGGUUUGUCUUACACAGUUUAGUGUGGUCAGCGUCAUCACCAAUACUGCUUUAAUUUGCCUCGCUCCCAUGCUGGCCUUGCGACUUCUGCUAACUGCAAGAUCUGCUUUCUUGAAGAGCGAAUUUGAACAUCCACUUAAGUAUGACUUCCUUAACGCAUAACUUAUUUAAAAAGUCAUGAUAAAUAUGUAUAUUGCUUUCAAAAAGUUUCCAAACGUAUACAAAAAUAUUUUAUUUUAUUUAGUAAAUGCCAAGGAAACCAAAAAAAGUCUUACUGAAAUAUGAAAAGAGAACUAUACACAACUAUAAACGAGACUAACUGUAAUUCAUGGGAAUUCAUCUUACCGCUUUUACAUGUAUUAUUUUCAACGCCUAAACUGAAAGACGGCAAAAACUAUUUUGAGACCCUUUUGUAGGGAAGAGGGCUACGUAUGUCCUUAUUAAUUUGAAUCGUUUCGCGUUUUUUAGCGGGAGCCAUGUCCGUAUGGAUAUUUUCACUAUUGUAUUUGUUCUAGUCUAAGUCGCUGUCGUAGUUUCAGCGAAACCCAUCUUUGUGUCGUUUUUCACUACUUGAUAUGUCUUAUGUCGCUUUUUCAAUGCCAUACAUGUCGAUUGACAGAAUUCUACCUAAUUUUUACAUAGCUGAAGCAAGACAUUUCUCAUUUUGUCUCAUAGAGUGUACCUGUCCAAAGAUAUUGAGGUAUCCAAAGACAAGGUAGGUGACAUCGCUUCUACCAAACAUUAUAGUACCCGGUUUUAUACUGAUUGUCUCUGUCGAAAAUUGUACUAGUGCAAGGGGUCCACUAGAGCUGAACUGGGCACGGACAUUAUUAGAGACCUCAAGAUCGAGGUUUUUGGUCAGUUCUCUCAAACUGCGAACGUCAAGAAGUCACAUGAGUAGUGCUUUGCCGUCAGUUUUGAGGUUUGAGGUUUACGUUUGUACGGCUAGAGCACGCUGUAGAGGUUGAGUGAUUACCUCUUCAAAUUGGUUUUCGAGUACAGGAGGGAAGGGGGCUGGGGGAGGGUACAAACAAAGCGAUUUGGAGAAUUGUGCGUACCUCUAAAAAAAUCCUGGCUACGCCCCUGACAAAUAUUUACGUUUUCAAGCUUCUCGAAAAUAGAGGUCGAACAAAGUGUCAAAAACGUUACGUUAGUCCCAUUUUGCAAAACAGAGUGCUUUGAUUAGAUUAUUAGAGUUUUUCGAACCAGUAAAAUAACAAGGGAAGCCAGCUGUAGGUGACUCUGAGCGCACUGAAGUGUGAAGUUACAUCAAAAGACUCAAAAGUGAAGUUAAAUUAAGGGCGUUUGGCCAAAUUAACGAUUUAAUUUCAUCAAUUGAUCUUCAAUGUACGUGUACACAAUCGAGGAUUUUGGCAGUUAAGGUUUGACAGAGAUCACUUCAAUCACGAUUCAGAGAACAGUUUCUCAGUAAAUCACGAUUCAACGACAUUAAAAAUGGUCGAUCACGGCGUCACGAAAACAAGCGUGCCAAUCUCAGAAACACAUUAGUCUAUCUUCAUUUGAUGUAGCCCAACUUCAGUUUAAAUAAGCCCAGCAUGAUUGCUGCUAACCAGAGAAAAGAAUCUUGGUAACCAAAGAAAAUUAUUUUUACUGAUGAUAUCCGUGCUUGUUUUUCUCAUUUUAAUUUGAAACUUAGGCGGACCUGGUUGGUGAAAAAGUCGCUGAAAUUGCUGUUUGUCUGACAUCAAAGUUGAAAAGACUUUUCUUGGUUGAGGACUUGUCGGAAUCUUUAAAGGUAGGCUUUUCAUAAUUAGUAAGGGCACCAUUGCAUUUUUCAAGCAUUCUAAGUUUCAGAUUCUAAGUUAACAGCUCAUUGAUGGCAUGAGCUGUAGCUACUAUGCACAAGGUAACGUAGAAUUCGAAGAUAGACAGAUAUUCCACCAUCUCGUCCCUACUAACUGCCCCUGGGUCUCCGAGGAUGAUAUUCCACGUUCAUCACGCAAAUUUGGCGUUUGAAAAGACUAACUUGCUGGCGUCGUAAGCAGAAGACAAACUAAAUUUAAAAAGGGUAAACGAUAAACGUCGUUUUGCUUGCGUGGAGGGAUAGUCAAAGGAAACCUUUACUGAAGGAAUACGAUUCUUCAAUUGUGAACUGAGGCUUAGUUUAAAUGAUUCUCAGUGCCGGAUCCAAAUCUUGAGAUAAGUGGGGGGGGGGGGGGGGGGGCGGUCAUCCAGACCCUUAGAUAUUAAAGGGGGGCGAUCGGGCCUCAGUUUGGUCUAAAAAUAAGAGGUGACCCCGGGGGGCCCGGGCCACUCCCCCGGAUCCGCCACUAAUUCUGGAAGAGCAGAUUAAAACACUUAAACAAAAACUAAUCUUCAUCUUUUAUCUUCACUGGGAGAAGACAAUUUUCUCGCGCGAGUAGAUAUUAUCUCGUUCCCAAAGGCUUGCGCUGGAUGGGGUAACAAAGGCCCUGAGACGAGUUCACUGUAGAGCGGAUAUAGACUAAAUGUCGCUGCAUACAGCUACCUUCUCAACCUCAUUUCGAGGUUCUCUCUUCCUCCCGAUCCCUAAUCUCUCACUUUCGCCAAUAGCAUUUUCAAUUGCACGAAGAAAUAGUUUUCGUUCGUUUUGACUCCUGAUCCAUGAUCCAGUCGCUUUUCAAAAUGACCGCGAUCUCUCUAACAACCGUAAAUCACUUCACCGUUUUAUAUUUUUAUCAUUAUAUUGUAUUUUAUCGUUUAUUAUGUCGUUGGAGGUUGCAUGGGAGAUUACAAUUUGGGUUUUAUUAACAAGACAGGUCACUAACUAAGAGUAAAAUUCUACUGACAUAAAUGACUACAAAGAAGCUUCAAGCCUGAAUUAACAUUUGCAUGUGCAAAGUUCAAGCGAUGACCAUGAUUUGUGAUCGUAAUGGAACUGGCCCAGUUAAUGAAAAGGUGGAUAGCGUAAUUCACCGGAUAAAUCGCUAUCCAGAAGAUAAGUAUUAGUGAAACUAGUGGAUAGUGAUUUAUCCAUGGAUAGUGUUCUUCAACGUUUAAAAAACCGGCACUGGAAACCAAAUGUGAGCGUGCAUUUACUGUAACAACUACUCGGUUUGUUAUUCCCGCAGCUGUUAAUAGUGCUGUACAUUCUGUCUUAUGUGGCGCAGUGGUUCAGUGGAAUAACGCUCACGUUUAUUGGUAAGCAGACUACGAGCAGUCUCUCUCUUUUCUUAGUCAGUCGAGCGAAAGAUACGAAAAUUAGAACGCGCGCACCCUCGAUUCUCGCGCGUCUUUUACCUUUUUUCUAACUCAUACUCGUUCCCAGAGCCCGUCGUUUCUUUUGGUCACGCGGUCAGGGAGACGAGGAGCUCUCCUAGCAACUUUUAAAAAGUGUCAGAACACUAAUCUAAGAUAUGGAAGUGCUCAGGGUCCCCCGUUCAUUCCAAGAGAAAAGCGACAAAGUUUGUAUCAAAACAAUGUCGACCCCAACUUUUCUAUAUUGCCAAAGCUUGGGGUAAUAAGUUUGCAACUGAACUAAAUUGGCCACGAUAGGCAUAUAGUGAGAAAAAGUGUUUUGCAAAGGAAGACCUUUCUUUUGAAAUCAAUUAAGACAAUAACACCUUAACUAAUACUUACUUUAAAAAAUGAUGUCCUUUUCCUUUUGCGUCGUUGUUUUUUCAGCCUUCGUUGGAGCUUUUACUGUCCCUAAGGUUUAUGACAUAUACCAUGUAAGUACUAGUUGAAUCUGCAAUCAGUCUUUACACUUCAGUGUUAAAAAUAAAUGGUGCGAUGUCAUCUUCAGAAUUUAUUUCGAUACCACAAAUUCUAUAGAUCGUAGAUAAUUAGCCUGGCUAGUAGUUUCGUAGCAGGAGUCUGCGGGACAUGCACUAAAUCGGAGCGAGUUCUGGAAAUCCCUCACUUUCCCCCCAAACUAAUAAACUGCAGGCCAGGGGCUAGAUUAAAUAAGAUAAAGAAACUAAACAUAGAAACUAGCAUGUGAUUACUUCAGAAAAUGCCUAAGACCCGUGCAAAUGGACGCAACAUUGUUGGAUGUUUUAUGUUGCGUCCGUUUACACACGCUGUUGCAUCCACAUGUUGUUGCGCAAACUUUGAAACCUUCUAUUUCUUUAUCUACGUGCAAACGGACACAACAACUCCCAACAUUGUUGGGUUGGACAAAAAUUUUGCGUUUGUUUGCACAAAGCUUUUUCAGUAUCCCUUGUUCACGUCAUUAAGACAGUUCAUGCCGUUUUUUCUGCCAAUGAAAAUCCCUCUAAGGGCCACGAAUUUAAAUCUUUUGCAAGUUUUAUCUCGAGUGCAACUUAAUACGAAAUAAAGAACACUGGGAACUGAUCUCUAAACUUGAAUGAAUCAGGAAUUAAAACAGGGAUGAUCAUUUUAUAACAAAGGAGUUGGAUAUAAAACUCUGUUAUAGAAUUAAAGCUGGAACCUUUGACAUUAAAUUUCAGGGGGAGAUUGACUCGUGUAUAGCGAAAAUAAAUCAAGCCAUCGAAGACAUGACUGGAAAGUAAGUGCUUUUAACCUUCAUGUUUUCAUAUUCUGGAGCAAUUUUUUUACUCACUCUUAAAGCCAUCUGUAAAUACAUGUUGUGGAAGAGGCCUAAGAUUCUUAACGGCCGUGACGUUAAGCCCUACGCCCUGCUUUUUACCUAGCUUGUCGACUUGAAGAGGAUGUAAACAACCCGACACUGUAAUGCAAUGCAACAAGUCGACUCCUCGCGGGGGACUUCUGUUUGCGCUUUGCUCUCCAGACAUCUUGUUAUCAGCUGCAAGUGUCGACUCUUCCAAUCACGCUAAGACAAAUAACAUAAAUAAUGAUAAUAAUAAUAAUGAUGUUGAUGAUGAUGAUGAUGAUGACGAUGAUGAUGACGACGAUGAUAACAAUGACAAAAUAAUAAUGAGGAGGAGGAGGAGGAUGAUUAUUAUGAUAAUGUUGUUGUUGUUGUUGUUGAUGAUGAUGCUUCUGCUGAUGGUGAUAAAAAUAUUGUCAAAACCAUAAGACACGCUUUUUAACUAAUUAAAAUCGAUUGAAACGCCUAUGUGUUUUCAUUCUUAUGUAGGAUAACUUCCAAAGUACCGAUGGUCAAAGGAAAAGAGAUCCCAACUCCGGAUGAUCAAAAUUCCGAGGAUAACGACAAGAAGACGUCUUAAACUCGUUACAUUAUUCGUUUUCAUUAUAAUUCGAGAGAAUUACUUUCUGAUUAGGAUGUUAUGAUUUGGAAAUCUUUUGAAGGCUAAAUUUUGUUUUCAUUAUGGCGCGAGAAACAACUUGUGUUGCAUAAAAGCACCUUAAGAUAAUCGUGAUAUUUUUGCAGGGUAGUGGUGCACUGUGAAUCAGCUCCGAUAUAUCGCCUUCAAUUAUACAAGGUGCACACUACAAACCUUUAGUUAACCUGGCUUAUGUAUGUUUUAUAGCCUGCUCCAAGGCUAUCACCCCAAAAGACUGCACAGUAAUCUAACAUAUGCAUGGACCUCACGAUUCCGUACGGUUUUGCACCGCUCACGAUUAAUAUUAGUAAUGAAUAAUUACUGUCAUUCAGUCAGCGUUUUGGAAAUGUUCCGUUUUUAUCCGUAACUACAAGUUCAGCAAUUCCCACACAUUCUAGCCUGCUAGCAAGCUCUUCGGGGAGCUCUUUUCCCGUCCCGCCGCCAGAGUACCCCGGAAAGCUUGCUCGUAGACUACACAUAUCCGAUCCUAUGAGAGCAUGCACCGGAUACAGUUCGAAAAGAUGUUGCCUAUCUUCAGGGAAACCUUUUUCAAUGUUCAAAUGGAAAGGGAGUGAUAGAUUUGUGUCUAGUCAUUUGAACUGGUAUUACCCUUAGUUACGAAGAAAUAGAAUCGAAAGCUCGAAACAAACAAAAAACAAACGAAUGAGAAGAAUUAAUUGUUUAAAGUGAUCUUGUUCAGCCAAAUUAAAUGCAAUGUAAAAAUA
Molecule: messenger RNA, 5971 nt
Organism: Porites lobata
Lineage: Eukaryota; Metazoa; Cnidaria; Anthozoa; Scleractinia; Poritidae
Source: the annotation of a GenBank genome assembly